Etheostoma spectabile (orangethroat darter) is the source of this 3162-nucleotide messenger RNA. It is a transcript of the gene hgsnat, whose product is annotated as heparan-alpha-glucosaminide N-acetyltransferase. The transcript has 18 exons. The record is from RefSeq and is a predicted model, not a curated record. The coding region runs from base 507 to 2252 and encodes 581 amino acids. NCBI's taxonomy places the organism in Eukaryota, Metazoa, Chordata, Actinopteri, Perciformes, Percidae.
UAUAUUGCUAGCAAGGUGAGCUAAGCUAAUCACUUAAUGCCCAGUACAACUUUACAAUACUUUCUCCCUAUUGUGUGUUUAAAUCACUGUCCUUGCAGCAAUGACGAUAGCUUUCACAAACGACUUGGAGAUUUGCUACGUUCUGUUAUUUAGCUCAGUAAUGCUAUUAGCUCGGGGCUAACUGUCGAUAAACUCAAAACAGCCCAACUUCAAUGAACAAUUGACAGGCCUAUAAUGAGCGCCAGUCGUUUAAACGUCCCUCCUGUGGGGUAGUAUACAGAUUAACAAAGCAUGUGACCACGGGGCUCUGCAGCCAGAAUAUACAGCCCUCUCACAUGCUUUUCUCUACCAGGCAGCAACUAAACGGACUGUAGCUUGCAGUUAGAUUUGCGACCAUCUAGCAACCACACCGUAUGGUAUGGAAUAGGAUUUUUUUCGUCCAUGACGAUUGCAGUGAAGCAUAGGUUUGAGCUGGCCUUUCUCAUCAUAAACAUAUAGUCCUGAGGAUGGAUGAGGCAAUUCUGACAGUCAACAAUGAGCUAGACACUGAGGUUGUGGUGUCCUGGAUGUCAGAGCGAUGCUUUCAGUGUUUGUACCAGCAGCUUGGGGUAGUACCCGCAGGGUCCAGUCCUGGUCAACCCAGUUCUGUAAACUUCGUUGUGAGCACACAGCAUGAAAUUACACUACAGCUCAACAGCACCCCUGUCAACCUGGAACUCUGCACGGUCCCAUUCCACUUUGGGGAGCACGGGAACUACUCUCUGUGGGUAAAAAAUCUGAACAACUCUGCAGUGGUCAACUGCUCCGUAGUGACUGAUGCAGAACCUGUCAACAGCUACAUACCGAUCUUGGUAGCUUUUCUUAUCUUUGCUGGACUGGCCUUGGCGUCCGCCAUUGGAACAAUAAUAUUAGGGCUUGAUGUAGUGAAGGGUAUCCUCUUCCGAAUUGGUGGCUCCAUGGAGACGGAGAGGCUCAUCAACUCAGAACUAGGCUCCCCUGGCAGGACAGCGUCACUAGUCGCUGACAACAUCCUCCCUCCACCCCCCAGCCCCAGCAAGAGGCUGCGAUCUCUUGACACAUUCAGAGGUAUUGCCUUAGUCAUUAUGAUCUUUGUGAACUAUGGAGGGGGACGAUACUGGUUCUUUAGACAUGAAAGCUGGAAUGGCCUUACUGUUGCCGAUCUGGUCUUUCCUUGGUUCGUGUUCAUAAUGGGGACAUCCAUCGCCUUGUCAAUCAACUCCAUGCUCCGCGUGGGCUCCACCCGCUGCUCUCUGCUCAGGAAAGUUGUGUGGAGGAGCCUGCAGCUCUUCAUUAUUGGUGUCUUCAUCAUCAACCCAAACUACUGCCAGGGACCACUUUCUUGGGGCAACCUGCGCAUCCCUGGUGUCUUGCAGCGCCUGGCCAUCUCAUACUUAGUUGUAGCCUGCCUGGAUCUGUUGGUGGCGAGAGGUCAUCUUGACAUCCUUACAACGGAUGCUUUGUGGGGCCCUGGCCUUGACAUCUUGCUGUACUGGCCAGCCUGGCUCUGUGUGAUUUUCUUAGAAAUCAUCUGGCUAUGCCUAACUUUCCUGCUUCCUGUGCCAGAUUGCCCAACAGGCUACCUGGGUCCCGGUGGGAUCGGGGACAUGGGCCUGUAUGCUAACUGCACCGGUGGCGCAGCUGGUUUUAUUGACCGAUGGCUACUUGGAGAAAGCCACAUCUACCAAACUCCCUCGUCACGGGUGAUUUAUGCAACUCGUAUGCCAUAUGAUCCAGAAGGUGUUCUCGGCAGCAUCAACUCUAUCCUCAUGGCUUUUCUUGGAUUACAGGCAGGAAAAAUAAUCUUACACUACAGAGAUCUCCACACACACAUAAUGUCAAGAUUUCUUAUAUGGGGUCUCUUGUUGGGAGUCAUAUCAGCAGCUCUGACCAAGUGUUCUACAGACCAGGGCUUCAUUCCUGUUAACAAGAACCUAUGGUCUCUGUCCUAUGUGACAACACUAGCCUGUUUUGCAUAUGUGCUGCUAGUGCUGGUCUACUACACAGUGGAUGUGAAGAAGUGGUGGUCCGGAGCACCUUUCUACUACCCUGGUAUGAACUCCAUCCUGGUGUACGUGGGCCAUGAAGUGUUUGAGGAAUACUUCCCCUUCCGUUGGCGAAUGGUCAACAGCCAAUCCCACACCGAGCACCUCAUCCAGAAUCUCGUGGCUACUUCCUGUUGGGUUUUCAUCUCCUACAUGCUCUACAGAAAGAAAAUUUUCUGGAAAAUUUAGAAGCGGAACCCCUGAAUGAUGGGACAUUGUUAACACCAGAAUUGCUAUAGUUAAAAUCUGAAAAUAUUGGCAAAGCUGGAAACAGGAGACUGGUUUAUUUUGUCAAAACUAUGGUGGUUCUCUGUCCCUUAACUUAGGUUGUUUUUUUCAUUAAAACGGCACGUCUUUUUGUUUUUUUAAUUUCUUUUUCAUUUUCAGUCACUACUUUAUUCGACAAUAGAACACUUUUUUUCAAAGAUCUUCACAUAUGAAAUAGCUCAUCUCUGCCAAAUAUCUUAACUGACUCAGGAACUACUAAGAACUAAGAAUAGUUUGAGAGUUUGAGAACUAUGAAUACUGACAUUGUUAAUCUGUUUGUUGACAGUAUUAUAGAGGCUGGUUUCCCUUCCUCAUCUUGUACCACAGACUACAGCAGCAGGGUUUUGAAAUAGAGGUUUAAGAAGCCCUUGUUAACUUCCCCUUGAGAAAAUCCCUACUCCCAGUAGCCUUGUGUAAGUAAGUACUGUUGCAUUACUUUGAAAACUGAAAGGGUUUUUCUGAGAUUGACUAUGGAAGAGCAAAGGAAGACAUUAAAUGAUGUAACCAUCAAGAGAAAAUGCUACCAAGAAUGCAUUGUGAUCUUUUGCAAUUCCCACUACACAGUGUAAGAUGAAGGUGACAUUUGAACAGAGGGGAAACACUAUGUUGUUGUCUUAUAUGCAAUAUAUCAUUCCUUACUCUGUUCUCGGUUUUUCAUUUGCAAUCCUCUGCUCCCUCGCUCAGCAAGUGUCCAGGGAUGUGUCACAUGAUGCAGCAUGUUAUCAAGUGCUGAGAGGAAGUGAAGGAGGGCAUGUGGGAUGACCCAUUGGAGGUUGCCUGAUUUGCAUUUUGGUCAAUGCAGAAGCAUGCAUGUGUAUGUAUGACUUUGUCU